Molecule: messenger RNA, 474 nt
Organism: Trichobilharzia regenti
Lineage: Eukaryota; Metazoa; Platyhelminthes; Trematoda; Strigeidida; Schistosomatidae
Source: the annotation of a GenBank genome assembly
AUGACUAUUGCCAAAGGAAUUCAAACUCGUUACAUUCCAAGCCUUUUUGGAGAUAUUAGUCACCUUAUGAAUACCUUAAAUGUAAAGAUUAACCUGACUAAAGUCUUUACUGACCUGAUUAACUCUCUCCGCGAUGCAUGGACGGCUAGAAAGGAUCUGUACACGACAGCAGCUAUGUACUAUACAAAAGCCUACAUGCAGCAGAAUCAAAAAAUCAAGAAUCCAAAUAGAGAAAUUGUCGAAGAAGACUUGGGAGAAUUUAUUGAAGAGGAAUUUAUCAAAUUAAGAAGAAAUAUUGAGGCGAUAUGCUACAACAUGUCAAGAACGCCACUAAAUGAAAGUUAUAUGCAAUCAGAAGAUUUCCCAAGUAUAAUGAUGACCUGUCCAGCUACCAAUUCAGGUUAUCUGAAAACCAGUGAGAUCAGUGAUAAUAAGCCAGAUCCGAUUAAAACUCUGCCUGCAAUAGUAAAAUAG